Messenger RNA from Cajanus cajan (pigeon pea), 2290 nucleotides. RefSeq names its product protein SUPPRESSOR OF GENE SILENCING 3. NCBI's taxonomy places the organism in Eukaryota, Viridiplantae, Streptophyta, Magnoliopsida, Fabales, Fabaceae. The record is from RefSeq and is a predicted model, not a curated record. Gene Ontology annotation, biological process: regulatory ncRNA-mediated gene silencing; defense response to virus.
UAUAAUAAUAAUAUAUGAAAGACGAAGCUUAGUCAACUUCAACAUCUUUCCUCCUUCCUUACUUGGGAACCUCCGCCCAACACCUUCGGAUCUCCCAUCUUCCACGAAAAUGAGUUCAAGAAGAGGCGGUGGUAGACCUUUCACUACGUCAACCAAUGAUGAUGAUUCUUCUUCCAGAGUAUCGGAAUCUCUUCCAAAAGUUGAGCAAGUAGCUCAAAGUGUGGCUGAUGUUAACCUUGAGUCAGGACAAGAUGAUGGUGAAUGGGUGGUAUAUGCAAAGAAAUCCAAGAACAAAGCCAGAAGCAGUGCUGCAAAACCGUGGAGUCCUCCGGUUCAUAAUUCUAGAGUUCGAAAUCCAGUUACUCAGAAUGAUGGAGGAUUUGGAAGAGCUUCUGGGAGUGGAAAUCCUUGGCAUUCCCAAAAUGCUAACUUGAAGAAACCUGCUGGCAGAGGAAAUGGGAGGCCCCAGAUAACUGCAAGUGAAUCUGAAAGCUACAAUGUGUCUUCUAACCCGUUAAUUCGACCUCCCCUGGAGCAUGGGUGGAAUUGGCAAUCUAGAACUGGUUCCAAGCAGACCAAGAGUGUUGAUGAUAGCCUGGUAACAGAAGAGUCUCCUGUGAAGAAUGAUAGUGUUGAUGAUGAAGGGGAGGACGGGUUUGAUGGUAUGGAAGACACGGAUGAUGAUUUGGCGAGCGAUGAUUAUGAUUCUGACACUAGUCAAAAGAGCCUCGAGACUCGUAAGAAGAGCAAGUGGUUUAAGGAUUUCUUUGAGAAUUUGGAUGGCCUGUCUAUUGAAAAGAUCAAUGAACAAGAAAGGCAGUGGCACUGUCCUGCUUGUAAGGGUGGUCCUGGUGCUAUUGAUUGGUACAAUGGGCUGCAGCCUCUGUUGACUCAUGCCAAGACAAAGGGGUCAAAAAGGGUCAAGAUCCAUAGGGAGUUUGCUGAGCUUUUGGAUGAGGAAUUGUGCAGAAGAGGUUCUGCAGUGAUUCCAUCUGGCGAAGUAUUCGGCAAAUGGAAAGGCUUAAAAGAUGAAGAAAAAGAUCAUGAGAUCGUUUGGCCUCCCAUGGUUGUCAUACAGAAUACAAGGCUUGAACAAGAUGAAAAUGACACGUGGCUAGGUAUGGGAAACCAGGAGCUUCUUAACUACUUCAGUGCAUAUGCUGCUGCUAAGGCUCGACACUCUUAUGGGCCACAAGGUCAUAGGGGGAUGAGUGUUUUGAUAUUUGAAGCCUCAGCUAUAGGUUAUCUUGAGGCCGAGCGUUUACACAAGCAUUUUGUAGAACAAAGAACUGAUCGAGAUUCCUGGUUUAGUAACAACCGUAGAUUAUUUCUCCCUGGUGGCAGGAGACAGCUCUAUGGAUACAUGGCAGUAAAAGAAGACCUGGACUUUUUUAACAGACAUUGCCAAGGUAAAUCUAGACUCAAAUAUAACAUGAGGUCAUACCAGGAGAUGGUUGUAAACCAACUUCGACAAAUGAAUGAGGACAACCAGCUACUUAAUUAUUUUAAGGACAGGGAUGCCAAAAAACAAAAACAAACAAAAGCUCUUGAAGAAUCUUUGGGUAUAGUGACUGAGAAGCUGCGAAGGACAAUGGAGGAAAAUCGCAUUGUCAGGUUAAGGACUAAAAUGCAGCAUGAAGAGAACAAGGAAGAGAUGUACAUGCAAGAACAAUUUUUUAAGGACCAGAUCAGAAUCAUUCAUGAUUCAAGGGCUGCAAAGGAAGAAGAUUUUGAGAGAAUGCAGCAAGAGAAACGUGAGAAGGUGAAGCAAUCAAGUGAAGAGGAAGGGAGAGUCAAGGUGAAUGAAUAUCUAAAGUUUGUUGAGUUUCAAGAUAAAGAAAUGGAAAACUUUGUUGCUGAAGAGGAGAAACUCCGUGAAGCUCAUAAGGACAAUGUUGCUGGAAUGACGAGGAGGCACUGGGAGGAAAAGGUGCAGUUGGAGGAAAGGUUCAAUGAGGAGCUUGCCAAGCUCAUGGAAAAGUAUUCCCUGUCUCACUCAGAACCCAAGUCCAAUGGCAUCUCAUGAUACAGUGUUGCACAUUGCAGACAAAAUAAACACAAUAAAUGGUUAGAGUGAUUGUUCUGUAGUGGAAGUAUUCCAGAGACAAGGAUAUCCAUGGAGAUAGACAUUGCAUAGCCAAAAAGGCUAUAACUUUUUAUGUGACCAAAUUUAGAUGGAGUAAAAUAUGACUUUGGCCUUGAAGGAGAGUGUUAAUGGGUUUUUUUUUUUUUUAAUGGUAUUUGUCUGAGAGGAUAUUUUAUGAUAGUUAAACAUAUUUUACAAUGAUGA